AGUUAGCAAUUAGCACUACUAUAAAUCCGAUAUUAUUAUAUUUUACCGUAAUAACUUCUUCGGGGUGACUUUAUUCGUCUUGUAGGGUUUAUAAACCGUGGUUAUGUGCCGUUAGGACCUUUUCCGACGCUUCGAGCAGAUACUUAUUAAGAGUUUUCUGCCAAGCCGAGAUUAGCAUUCAGUCACCAUGCAGGACAACAAACAGAUGGAGUUUAAACCCCAUCAGAGUCACAUAGACUAUGAGAAGAAGCUUAAAGAACUCAGGAGCAACUUCCUCGAGAAGAUCAAGGCUCUUGAAGGCCAAAUUGAGAAACUGAAUGCUGAGAAGGAGGAACUGAAGAUUUUUUACAAAAAGACCCUGAAAGAGAUGAAGGAGAAACAUGCUAAAGAGUUGGACGAUAUGGAAAAUACGCACGUACACGAGAUAUUUCAAGCCUUUACAGAACAAGAGGUUUUGGAGAAGAAAAUAGAGGAGCUGCGCAAGGAUUACAUGGAGAAACUGAAUGAGGAAGAGGACAACCUUUUCCUUACAAUGAACAUCAAGCGGGCCUGUGAUAAGCAGCUUCAGGAGCAAAAAGACAAGCUGCAGCAGGUUGAGGCGAUGGUGAAGGAACUGCAGGCGAAACUUUUGUCUGGUUUCAACGAUGCCCGACUCCAACAGGAACUCCAGGCCGAGAGAGAGACCUGCAGUGACCUUAAAACUAAAAUGAAUCUCAUGAAGCAGCAGUUCGUGAAAAUAAAAGAAGAGAUGUGGCUCCAGAACUUUGAGUUCAACAUGCUAAAGGAGGAAAUGCAAAGGCUACAUAAUCAACUUAAGAAUGGGAAGAAACUCAAGAGUCUGAGGAAGGACAAGAAACUAAACAAUACCUUCCAGGAGCAGGAAAUUAACCUCCAAGAUAUAGUUGAAAUGCAUGAACAGAACAAAAUAGAGAAUGAGGUCGCGCUGACCAGCAUCAACAACCAGCUGUAUGGUCUGAUCCAUGGCCAGAACAGGCUGACUGGACGAACGGCUGAACCCGAUCUCGAGCCAGUGAAGACAAGGAUUGAAGAGAAAAUCCUGUUCUUCAGAAAGCUUAUGGCUGAAACUGAGGAGCUGAAUGCCAGGAACCAGGAGGCGCUGCUCAAAAUGAGGAAGAAGCUUAAAGUAAAGGAAAUUGAGCUGUGCACAGAGAGACAGAAUGUCAGAAACACAAGGAUUCUGGUGGAGAGGAUAAAGGCUGACAUCCAAACCUGCUCAGACUUCAUCCAGCAACCACAGAAGCUGAAGAUGAACUUUGUUAAACUCUUCAAAUGCUACAUCAAGGGAGAAGAUGUGAGGGUCAGAGAGAAGACUGAGCAAGAGCAGAGCACCGGAUACUGUGAGAUGGAGCAGUGUUUAAAGAACCCUUAUAUAAAACCCCAGACUUUGGAGCCCAGACUUCCAGCAGCACCAAACCCCAAAAAGAGAAUCGUCGUUGGAACAGAAGACCAGGAUACCAAUCCUGGAGACUCCAAAAAGCACAGCUGGACGACGAAGAUUGACGCAGGUGUCAGCAUCUCGAAUGAUUCACCACAGAAAUUCAGAGGAUACUCUAUGAUGUUGCCCCAAUUGCUGGGUACAAGAAGCCAGAGGUUCAGAACGGCUAUACAGAUAAUGAAGCAAGGUCAAGAUGAACAACGGUCUUCCUCCCGUAAACCUGCAACAUUAGACGAUCCCCGGUGAUCUAGCGGUGUAGUGUAGAGUUCAGUAGUGUCAUGGUGGAUGGAAAAAAGCUGUUCCUGAACCUGCUGAUUCCUGUAUCUCCUUCUGGAUGGGAUGUGAUUCCUUGAUAAUGUUGUGAGCUCUGUGCAAUGGCAGGUAGUUGGGUGGCAGUGAUGCGUUGGGCGGAUUUGACCACCCUUUGCAGGGCUUUACGUUCACACACAGUGGAGCCUCCGUACCAUACGGUGAUGGAGUUGGUCAGGAUGCUUUCGAUGGUGCAGAGGGUAGAAUCGCGUUAAAAUCCCCGGGGACAGAUGCGAUUUCUUGAGACCACUCAAGAAGUACAUGCGAUGUGCUUUUUUAAGCAGAUCAUUAUAACAGCAAUGUUGUACUG
Messenger RNA from Tachysurus fulvidraco (yellow catfish), 2075 nucleotides. RefSeq names its product CAP-Gly domain-containing linker protein 1-like. The transcript is spliced from 12 exons. The record is from RefSeq and is a predicted model, not a curated record. NCBI's taxonomy places the organism in Eukaryota, Metazoa, Chordata, Actinopteri, Siluriformes, Bagridae. Bases 188 to 1702 code for a protein of 504 amino acids.